CGUAAACAAAUUGGAUCCGAUCGGCAUUCACCGAGACUAAAAGACCCGAAAAAUGAGCGAAAAACGCUCAAAAAAGUCCAAAGAGGAGAUUGCGAGGCAAUUUGACCUGCCGGAACGCAAAUCGAAGAUAGCAACGAUACUCCAAACGCAGGAUGUGGCUUAUUGCAUCUGCAGAAGUAGCGAUAGUUCGCGUUUCAUGAUUUGUUGUGAUGCUUGCGAGGAAUGGUAUCACGGCGAUUGCAUAAAUAUUACGGAAAAGGAGGCGAAACACAUCAAGCAGUACUUUUGCAUCGCUUGUAAGGAGAAGGAUCCGUCGUUGCAAGUCGUUUUUAGGCCUGUACCGCAAGCGCCUUCCGUCCAACAACCGUCGCACAGUGCAAGAGACGCUGGAGGACAUUCGUAUUCGAGCAAAAAAGCCGACGACAAGAAACUGAAGAAGCGCAAGGAACACAAAGCGGCGAAACAUCAACGGGAUGACAAGAAAAUUGCUGCAAGUCGCCCAAAGAAGCGAAAACGUUCAGUAACACCCGAAAUUGUCCUAAAUCCCGCUUUAACGGGCAUUCGACAAUGUCACGGACCCGGAUGCAUCAUGAACGCACGCCCUCAGAGCAAAUAUUGUUCCGACGAUUGCGGCAUGCAGUUACAAACAGCCCGAAUUUAUCAAGUUUUGCCAAAUCGCAUCAACGAAUGGGGCAUGACACCUUCAAAAGCGGAAGAAUUAAACGCAAAAGCCUUAGAUUCAAUUCGUUCAAAAAUGGCAAUCGUUCAAGCGACCUUGAGUGAACUCGAUAAACGUCACACGGAACUCGAUUUGUUGGUUGAACGCGCGAAACGAUGCCAAAUUGAUCCUCGCGCCGCGGAAAUUGCCGAUAAUGAUGCUGACGAGGCGUCGAUGUAUUGCAUCACGUGCGGACAUGAAAUUCACUCGAAAUUCGCAAUUCGUCACAUGGAAAAAUGUUUCAACAAGUACGAGUCUCAAGCGAGUUUCGGGAGUAUUUAUCGCACCCGCAUCGAAGGAAAUUCCAUGUUUUGUGAUUUUUUUAAUCCGGCAAGUCAAACGUAUUGCAAGCGAUUGAAAGUUUUGUGUCCCGAACACUCGAAAGACCCGAAAGUGAAUGACACAGAUGUUUGUGGGUGUCCGUUAGUGAAGAAAGUUUUCACAUUGACGGGAGAAUUUUGUCGGGCGCCCAAAAAAUCGUGUUACAAACAUUUCGUUUGGGAGAAAAUUCGGAGAGCGGAAAUAGAUUUGGAACGCGUGAGACAAUGGCUGAAGAUGGAUGAGCUAAUUGAGCAAGAGAGACAAUGCAGAAUGGCGAUGAAGGCACGAGCAUCCGUUAUGGGACUGCUGCUGCACUCGACAUACAAUCACGAAAUCAUGGAUAGAUUAAUGGCGAAGAGUAACAAUUAAAACAUUGCGACAAGUGAGAGGAACAAUAAAAUAUUUUUAAUUCUUGAA
Culicoides brevitarsis is the source of this 1456-nucleotide messenger RNA. Its product is annotated as CXXC-type zinc finger protein 1-like. Bases 53 to 1408 code for a protein of 451 amino acids. Lineage: Eukaryota; Metazoa; Arthropoda; Insecta; Diptera; Ceratopogonidae. Gene Ontology annotation, cellular component: Set1C/COMPASS complex. The transcript is spliced from 2 exons. The record is from RefSeq and is a predicted model, not a curated record.